UGCGGCAGGGUCUGUCCCCCCUGCGCCGGAGCCCGGGGCCUGAGCCGUCGGCACAGGGAUGCAGGAUGCACCCGCUCUGGAGGAUGGAUCACUUUUUCAUCUACAUCAACGCAGCCCUGCUGUUUUAUUUUAGCUAUGCCAGCCUGUUCCUCGUGGAGGCAGACAGCCCGUCCGCUCCAGUCAAUGUCACAGUCAAACAUCUGAAGGCCAACUCGGCUGUUGUGACCUGGGAUGUUCUGGAGGAUGAAGUUGUUAUUGGAUUUGCAAUCUCCCAGCAGAAGAAGGAUGUGCGGAUGCUGCGCUUCAUCCAAGAGGUGAACACCACCACCCGCUCGUGUGCCCUCUGGGACCUGGAGGAGGACACUGAGUAUAUUGUGCAUGUCCAGUCCAUCAGCAUCCAAGGCCAGAGUCCAGCCAGUGAACCCGUCCUCUUCAAGACCCCCAGGGAAGCCGAGAAGCUGGCCUCAAAGAAUAAAGAUGAGGUGACGAUGAAGGAGAUGGGGAAGAACCAGCAGCUGCGAGCUGGGGAAAUUCUCAUAAUUGUCGUGGUGUUAUUCAUGUGGGCAGGAGUGAUCGCCCUGUUUUGCAGGCAGUAUGACAUCAUCAAAGAUAAUGAACCAAAUAACAACAAGGAGAAAGCCAAGAGUGCGUCUGAGAGCAGCACUCCCGAGCACCAGAGCGGAGGGCUCCUGCGCAGCAAGUUUCCAAAAAACAAGCCUUCAGUGAAUAUAAUCGAAGCAUGACGGCCUGCCAUCCGAUAGAUGGACUCCAUUUCUUGCUCUCCCUCUCUGCUUCUGAGCCCUGAUGACUGGGGAAGUGAAAUACUGUUGGAGUGGUUUGGAGAGACCUACUGGUUGUCAAGUUCUGGCAUAAAUCUCCUUGCCCUUGCUCUGCAAAAGACAACUGGAGAGAAAGAAAAAAAUCCUGGAAAAAAAACCCCACAUAAGCCACUGUCUGAGAAGGAAAAGCUUCUGUGAAACUGAUGCCUCAGGAGAUUCUGUAUCGGACUCACAAUUCACCCAGGCUGUAACAAAUCCCAACAGACUCAUCUUCCACCCUCCCGCCUCCUCUCUCUCCUGGAGUGAUUUGCCUCUCUUUGGAGAUCACAAAAUUUCAUUGUAUUUUGCUUCACUGUUGCCACGUGUUGACAGCAUCAACAUGGGCUCAGGCUGCAUUUGCCAUUUCUCUUCAGAGAAACGAGAAAGAAACACUAGACAGUGGCAGAGAUAAGGAUUGUGGCUGCUGUGUACUCUAAUCUCACUCCGUAGCACUCAUGUUUGGUGUGUAAUACAUUUUGCAGGUGGGAUUUUUUUGUAUGUUUGUUUUUAAC
Messenger RNA from Mauremys reevesii (Reeves's turtle), 1330 nucleotides. It is a transcript of the gene FNDC5, whose product is annotated as fibronectin type III domain containing 5. Gene Ontology annotation, biological process: positive regulation of brown fat cell differentiation. Lineage: Eukaryota; Metazoa; Chordata; Testudines; Geoemydidae. The transcript has 6 exons. The record is from RefSeq and is a predicted model, not a curated record. Gene Ontology annotation, molecular function: protein binding. Bases 66 to 743 code for a protein of 225 amino acids.